Drosophila elegans is the source of this 5257-nucleotide messenger RNA. It is a transcript of the gene tok, whose product is annotated as dorsal-ventral patterning protein tolloid. Gene Ontology annotation, molecular function: metalloendopeptidase activity; calcium ion binding; zinc ion binding. The coding region runs from base 335 to 4699 and encodes 1454 amino acids. NCBI's taxonomy places the organism in Eukaryota, Metazoa, Arthropoda, Insecta, Diptera, Drosophilidae. Gene Ontology annotation, biological process: proteolysis. The record is from RefSeq and is a predicted model, not a curated record. The transcript has 15 exons.
AUGUUCUCAAAUCGCGAGCAACUUCGGUCGUGAACGGACGUGCUUUCGCAGUGAAAACGGAAUCUAGGCGUCGCGAAACAAAAGAAUAUUGGCAACAAACUUGUUUGAAUCAAAUGGCCAAACGUUAAUAUCCGCAAAGGGCAGAAGGAUAAAUUUAACGGCCUGUGAAGCACGUGCUAAAUGAAAAUGAACAUAUAUUAAGAGCAGACUGAUCGCCACAAUUCAAAUCAAAGUGGGCUAGUGGUCACGAAACUUGCAGAGCAAAAAAAAAACCAAAAAGGCACUUAGCAAAAAAUAAAUAAAGAGCGCCAAAAACGAAUUUGACGCCGCUGCGAUGCGUAGGAGGCGUGGCACGCCCCUGGGCGUCAGCUGGUCGAACUGCGUCCUACUUUUUGGCAUUGGUUUGCUACUGGUGCUCAUUUCGGUGCAGGCCAAGAACCCACGAUCCCACCGAGGACCUCCGGCACCUGCUCCUUCACCCGCGGAUCCAAUGGCAUCUGUAGCGCAAGGGAACACUCUCAGGCGGGAACAUUCCGCGAAUGAUGGUGUCCUUCAACGACUAUCACCGGACACUGAAAAGGGCAGCGACGAGGACGGACACCAUCAGAGGACCCACCUGCACCAUCGUCAACAAUUCGAUGCGUAUCUGGGAACCAUUCGCCGACUGCGACGACCCUACCGCAGCAAAUACACCAUCGAGCAGCUGAUGCGCCUGCAUGUGACACCAAAGGUAUCCGGAGACAUUGACAUGGAUCCCUGCAAGGCCGGCGGUUUCAUGGGCGACAUUGCCCUGCCCGAGGGCGAUUCAGGUCCGCCGGUGGUGGCCCACACGCCAACCAAUGACGACGAGGUGGAGGAGCCGGAGGAGCAACUGCUGGCAGACGCCCCACAGCCCGCAUCCGUUUCCGCUUCCGCGUCAGCAUCCGGACCCACCAAGUUCAAUGCCACCUUCCAGCUGGACCUGGAGAAGCUCAAGCAGGAGGUCUACCACGAGGGGCUCCAGGUGGAGGAGGAGGGCCUCACCGACAUCAUCCGCAAGAAGACCAAGCUGCCCAGCUCGGGUUCGGUGAACUUAAAAGCCGGACAGACCCAAUUGCAGAGCCAAAGUGUCAAUGAACCCGUGAAGCCCGGUUCGCAGUCGCCCUCUGAUUAUGCUCAGUCCGCCAGCUACAGGAACGAAGUGCUACCGCCUUCCGAGCAGCGCACCCAUAUGGACAAACCAGCCAGGCUGACGCUGGCCGAGAUUGGCUCCAAGUCCGGCAACAAAACCCAGCCACUGCAUCGCAAUGUGGACGCCCGCAAGAUUCAGUCGGACAACAAGGACAUCGAGGACGAUUCGGGCAAUAACUUUGUGGCCGAGCGGCGUCCGUCGCAGAUUGUGCCCACCUCGCUGCCGGAACAGCGAUCUACUCCUGCCCACGUCUACAGCAAUGCCGGCGGCAACGGGAUGCAACUGGACGACGAGGUGGACUUCCUGCACUCGCGUGGAGUGGUGAGACGCCGCCACAGACGAGGACCCAAGCAGAGACGCAGCAACCAGUAUUUGGAGCACGAGGCCAAGCUGCAGAGAUUGCGCGAGGAGCUGAGCCGCCCAGUGGUCGAGGGACAGAUGCACCACCACCAAACGCACCACCAAAAGCAGCUGCAGUACCACCAGAAGCAGCACCACCAGCAUCAGAAUAAAAACCGCAAGAAACACAGGUCACAUCGUCAGCGCCGUCGACGUGGCCAAAGCACCACGCAAUAUGUGAACCAUUCCCCGCCAGGAUUCAAUCAAUCGGUCCAGCAGUCCACGCCAGAAAUGGAUUUGACAAAAGCGGAAAGUCCCAAGGAUGAGGAGCAACUGCGUCAUCGAGUGGCUCGCGCCGUCACCGCCAAAAAGGAACGCAUCUGGGACUACGGAGUGAUUCCCUACGAGAUCGACGGCAACUUCAGUGGCAUCCACAAGGCACUCUUCAAGCUGGCCAUGCGCCACUGGGAGAACUCCACGUGCAUCAAGUUCGUGGAGCGCGAUCCAGAGAUCCAUCCCAACUACAUCGUCUUCACUGUGCGCAGUUGCGGAUGCUGCUCUUUUGUGGGUAAGCGUGGCAAUGGACCCCAGGCCAUCUCGAUCGGCAGGAACUGCGACAAGUUUGGCAUUGUGGUGCACGAACUGGGCCACGUGGUGGGCUUCUGGCACGAGCACACGCGUCCGGAUCGCGAGAAGCACGUGGUGAUCGAGCACAACAAUAUUAUGAAGGGGCAGGAUUACAACUUCAACAUGCUGUCGCCCGACGAGGUGGACUCGCUGGGCAUGGCCUACGACUAUGACUCAAUAAUGCACUACGCAAGGAACACCUUUUCGAAGGGCACUUAUCUGGACACCAUCCUGCCCAUCGAGAUGAAGGGUAGAAAGAGGCCGGAAAUUGGCCAGCGGUUGCGCCUUAGCCAGGGCGACAUUGCCCAGGCCAACCUGCUCUACCGAUGCCCCAAGUGCGGAAGGACAUUCCAGGAGAGCUCCGGAAUCUUCGCCACGCCCUCUUACUAUACGGCCGGAGCCCUGACCAACGAGACGGAGCACUGCGAGUGGCGGAUCACCGCCACCUAUGGAGAACGGGUGGAACUGAAGCUGGAGAGUAUGAACAUCUUCAAGUCGAAUAAUUGCGAGACGGACUACCUGGAGAUUCGGGACGGCUACUUCGAGAAGUCGCCGCUCAUCGGACGCUUUUGCGGCAAGGUGGACAAGGAUGUGAUCCGCACGGAGACUAGCCGCAUGCUGCUCACCUACGUGAACACACAUCGCAGCGAGGGAUUCAGGGGUUUCAAGGCGGAGUUCGAUGUUGUUUGCGGUGGCGAGCUGUCCGUGGACGAGGCCGUGGGUCGUUUGGAGUCACCCAACUAUCCGCUGGACUACUUGCCCAACAAGGAAUGCGUGUGGAAGAUAACAGCUCCAGAGAAUCACCAGGUGGCUCUGAAAUUCCAGUCCUUCGAGGUGGAAAACCACGACAGCUGUGUCUACGACUACGUGGAAGUGCGCGAUGGUCCUGUCCAGGAUUCGCCGCUAAUUGGCGUUUUCUGCGGCUACAAGCCGCCGCCGAACAUGAAGUCAAGUGGCAAUUCGAUGUUCGUGAAAUUCGUGUCGGACACUUCGGUGCAGAAGGCGGGCUUCUCCGCCGUCUUCAUGAAGGAGGUGGACGAGUGCGAGACCCAGAACCACGGCUGCGAGCACGAGUGCAUCAACACGCUGGGCGGCUACGAGUGCAGCUGCCGGAUUGGGUAUGAGCUGCAUAGUGACAAGAAACACUGCGAAGAUGCCUGCGGCGGCGUCAUUGAGUAUCCGAAUGGCACCAUCACAUCGCCCUCGUUCCCCGAGAUGUAUCCUCUGCUGAAGGAGUGCAUCUGGGAGAUUGUGGCCCCGCCCAAGCACAGGAUAUCGCUGAACUUCACCCACUUCGAUCUGGAGGGCACGGCGCAUCAGCAGUCGGACUGCGGCUACGAUUCGGUGACCGUUUACUCGAAGCUGGGCGAGAACAGGCUGAAAAGGAUCGGCACCUUCUGCGGCUCGGCCAUUCCGCCAACGGCCACCUCGGAGAGCAAUGCUUUGAGGCUGGAGUUCCAUUCGGACAAGUCCAUCCAGAGAUCCGGAUUCGCGGCUGUCUUCUUCACGGACAUCGACGAGUGCGCCGUGAACAAUGGAGGCUGCCAGCACGAGUGCCGGAACACCAUUGGAUCGUACAUCUGCAUGUGCCACAACGGCUACUCCAUGCACGAAAAUGGCCAUGACUGCAAGGAGGGCGAGUGCAAGUACGAGAUCUCCGCCCCUUUUGGCACCAUCUUCAGCCCCAACUACCCGGACUCUUAUCCGCCGAAUGCCGACUGCGUGUGGCACUUCAUCACGACGCCAGGCCAUCGCAUCAAGCUGAUAUUCAACGAGUUCGACGUGGAGUCCCACCAGGAAUGCACCUACGACAACGUGGCAGUUUAUGAUGGCGAAUCCGAGUCGAGCUCCGUUCUGGGUCGCUUUUGCGGAGAUAAGAUCCCCUUCCCCAUCUCCUCCACCAACAACCAGAUGUACAUGGUGCUCAAGACGGACAAGAACAAACAGAAGAGCGGAUUCACGGCCUCGCACUCAACAGCCUGCGGGGGCUAUCUGCGUGCCACCAGCCAAGUUCAGCAGUUCUACUCACAUGCGCGAUUCGGAAACCAGGACUACGACGACAGCAUGGACUGCGAGUGGACCAUCGCAGCCCCGGACAACAGCUACGUCCAGCUUAUAUUCCUCACCUUCGACAUCGAGAGCAGCGAGAACUGUACCUUCGACUACGUACAGGUCUUCUCCGAUAUAGACGACGUCUACGGACAGUACGGACCCAUGUACGGACAGUACUGCGGCAAUGUGCUGCCCCAGGACAUCAACUCGAUGACGCACUCGCUGCUGGUUCGCUUCAAGACGGAUGCCUCGGUGCCGGAGAAGGGCUUCUCGGCCUCGUAUGUGGCCGUGCCCAAUUCCGGGGAGUACGACCACUCCGACGAGGAUGCGGAGAACUCGUACAGCUCCGAGAUGGUCACCCCCUUUCCGGGCUCCCUGAAGAGCAUCUACAUCGAGGACACGCAGGAGGAGACCGACGAGUAUGGGGAUGUGAGCGAGAACCGCCUGGUCUUCAAUGGCCAGUACCGCCCGUACAGUCUGCCCCAUCGCUACUACUCGGGCAAGGCAUAGAGCGCACAUCGAGCGCCAAAACUUCAUGACAAUAUAUUAAAAACUGAAUUUAUUUAACAGAUUUAGGCAUAUCGUGGCGUACGUAAAACAGACUUUCUCGAUCUUCCAUGUGCACAUUUCUGGGAAAGGCCAGGACGUAAUCAAGAUCCAAUAUUAGUUGUAGGCACUCUAGACGCGUCAGCAAGUCGGCUAAAAACUGUGGUGGCAAUUACUUAGAACUAUGGAACUACAUUUAAUGUACUUUGAUUAGUCUUCUCUAGACUCUGUAGCUAAAUGUGCAAUAUUCUCUUUGCAUUUCACAGCUGUUAACCUGAAGCAUUUUCUUGGAUUCGAUUUCUGUUUUAUUGUGGUAGCAUAAGUCGAUGGGUGCCGAGGCCCCAUAUAUCAAAGUCGGAUCAGAACGGAAGUUAGGAUAGGACAUAUCUUCGGAUGCACACUGAACUUUUCACGCAUGCAUAUGUACAACUCUCGUAAAUUUGACUCAACUUAAUACGUAAUUAAAUCUAUAUAUAUACAUACUAUUAAAACUUGCAUAGUAACUAUGUUUUAAAACCAAAA